Moneuplotes crassus is the source of this 424-nucleotide messenger RNA. Lineage: Eukaryota; Ciliophora; Spirotrichea; Euplotida; Euplotidae. The record is from the annotation of a GenBank genome assembly.
UAAAUGAAUCCAAUCUUCAAUAUUUUCAAUGGCUUCUGCCUUUGUGAGCUCCAAAACCAGUUGCAGCAAAUGAUGCCUGUUUCUGAGAGGUCUCAAUAUAAACAUCAGAAUCAAGUCAAGGCAAUUCACACAUAUGACUUCUAGAAAGACCAAGAAAAACUGAAGACCAAGCUCUCCAAAGAAGAAAGCCAAUGUUUGCAAAACUAAAAGAGUCAGCAAGAGGAGAACCAGAUUCAUAUGCGUGACCAAGAACUCGGUGAAUUAUCAGACAGUGAUCAUAGUCGAAGGCAAGAAGACUUAUGUUGGUAGAUACACUCUCGAAGUCGAUGCAGCGAUUACCUUCGACUUCUACUCACUGAUGCUGCACAACAACUAGGCUCCGACCAACUUUUCAUGGAGAGCCGAAGAUAUCUUGGAAAUGCUG